Molecule: messenger RNA, 3560 nt
Organism: Saccoglossus kowalevskii
Lineage: Eukaryota; Metazoa; Hemichordata; Enteropneusta; Harrimaniidae
Product: exosome RNA helicase MTR4-like
Biological process (GO): maturation of 5.8S rRNA; RNA catabolic process
Cellular component (GO): nucleus
Molecular function (GO): RNA helicase activity; ATP binding; RNA binding
Source: RefSeq, a predicted model, not a curated record
AACAUGGCGGAAGCAUUUGGAGAGGAUAUAUUUAGCGUUUUCGAAGAAGAUGGUCCAUCAAAACAAGAUAAAAGUAAACGUUGCAAAGCAGAAGACGUUUCAUCCCAUGCUCAUGUCGGCAAUGUGGUUGCCAAUUCUUCUGGCCUGAAAAGAGAGUUACAGUCAUCCGGGGAAAGUGAAAGUAAAAAGCCAAGACUAGCAUCAGCACUGUGCAUAGCUGAAGAUUUAAAUCAAUCGGAAAUUUUGCCUCGAGUGAAAGUAUUGCCAGUUGAAACACUAGAAGCAUGUACCCAUGAAGUAGCUGUGCCGCAUGACGCUGAAUACGAACCAUUGAAACCAACGGGUAAAAAAGCUGCUAAGGAAUAUCCUUUUAUUUUAGAUCCUUUCCAGAAAGAGGCUUUGAAAUGUCUGGAAAACAACCAAUCAGUGCUGGUGUCUGCGCAUACAUCAGCUGGCAAGACUGUGGUGGCCGAGUACGCGAUAGCCAUGUCAUUACGUGAUAAACAGAGAGUGAUUUAUACGACACCGAUCAAAGCUCUGAGUAAUCAGAAAUACAGAGAGUUAUACGAAGAAUUCCAAGAUGUCGGUUUGAUGACGGGAGAUGUGACGAUAAAUCCAACAGCCAGCUGUCUUGUCAUGACAACAGAAAUUCUUCGUAGUAUGUUAUACCGAGGUUCUGAGAUUAUGCGAGAAGUUGCGUGGGUGGUCUUUGAUGAGAUUCAUUACAUGCGAGAUAAAGAACGUGGUGUGGUUUGGGAAGAGACAAUUAUUCUGCUUCCAGACAAUGUACAUUACGUAUUCUUAUCUGCUACAAUACCUAAUGCUAAACAGUUUGCUGAAUGGAUUUGUCAUUUACACAAGCAGCCUUGUCAUGUGGUAUACACUGACUAUCGUCCUGUACCAUUGCAGCAUUACAUCUUUCCUUCUGGUGGUGAUGGAUUACAUCUUGUUGUCGAUGAAAAUGGUGAGUUCCGUGAUGAUAACUUCAAUGCGGCAAUGGCCAUCCUUCGUGAUGGCGGGGACGCGGCAAAGGGAGACCAAGCUCUGAGAGGAAGGAAAGGUGGCACCAGAGGUCCAUCAAACUGCUUCAAGAUCGUCAAAAUGAUCAUGGAGAGGAAUUUUUCUCCCGUAAUCGUGUUCAGUUUCAGUAAAAAAGAAUGCGAGGCAUAUGCAAUGCAGAUGUCAAAGAUAGAAUUUAAUACGUCCGCUGAGAAGAAUUUGGUGGAAGAAGUAUUCAGUAACGCUAUUGAUUGCUUGUCAGAUGAAGAUAAAAAGUUACCGCAGGUUGAGAGCGUAUUACCGCUCUUGAAACGAGGGAUUGGUAUACAUCAUUCUGGAUUAUUACCUAUACUCAAGGAAACGAUAGAAAUCCUGUUUUCAGAAGGUUUGAUCAAAGCACUGUUCGCUACGGAGACGUUUGCGAUGGGUCUGAACAUGCCUGCGAGGACUGUCUUGUUCACGAAUGCAAGGAAGUUUGAUGGUAAAGACUUCAGAUGGAUCACAUCCGGUGAAUACAUUCAAAUGAGUGGACGUGCUGGACGACGUGGUUUAGAUGACCGGGGUAUCGUCAUAAUGAUGAUUGAUGAGAAAAUGAGUGCGGGAGUCGGUAAAAACCUUCUACAGGGUAAAGCGGAUGCCCUGAACAGUGCGUUCCAUUUAACGUACAAUAUGGUGUUGAAUCUACUCAGAGUAGAAGAAAUAAACCCAGAGUACAUGCUAGAACGAUCGUUUUAUCAGUUUCAGAACUACGCAGCGAUACCAGAAAUGAUAGACAAAUUAAAGAAACUAGAGAAAGAUUAUAAUGGCGUGGUGAUACCAAAUGAAGACAGUGUUGAAUCUUACUAUAAAAUAAGACAACAGUUAGAUAAGUUAGGAAAAGAAGUCCAAAGGUUUAUAAAUCUUCCAAAGUAUUGUCUGCCAUAUUUACAGCCUGGGAGGCUUGUCCGGGUUAGAAACGACGAUGAAGACUUCAGUUGGGGCGUUGUUGUUAAUUUCCAAAAGAAAGCAAACCAAUCAAACAAAAGUAAUCCUAAAGAACCAGUAUAUGUUGCGGAAGUCUUGUUAGAGUGUUCAAAAGACAGCAUCAAAAACUCUGCAUCCGAGUCUGCCAAACCUCCAAAACCUAAUGAAAAGGGAGAGAUGGUGGUUGUCCCGGUGAUGCUACACUUAUUGAUACAGAUCAGCAGUAUAAGACUUUAUAUUCCUAAAGAUUUGCGGCCGUAUGAUAACAGGCAAAGUGUUCUCAAAUCAAUAAAGGAAGUUCGAAAAAGGUUUCCAGAUGGUGUACCGUUAUUAGAUCCUAUAGAUGACAUGGGAAUAAAAGAGUCUGGGCUGAAAAAAGUCAUUGAGAAAAUUGAGGCGUUUGAGCAUCGUAUGUAUUCCCACUCACUGCAUAAUGAUCCCCAAUUAGAGAAGCUGUAUGAUAUGUAUGAAAAGAAAGCACAGCUUGCGUCAGAAGUGAAAGCAGUGAAACAAGAAUUGAGGAAAGCCAAAACAGUUCUUCAGAUGGAUGAAUUGAAAUGUCGGAAGAGGGUGUUGAGGAGGCUGGGAUAUGCCACCGUAUCUGAUGUGAUUGAAAUGAAGGGGAGGGUAGCAUGUGAAAUCAGUAGUGGAGAUGAGUUACUUUUAACAGAGAUGAUAUUCAAUGGUGUCUUCAAUGAAUUGAAGUGUGAGCAAAUCAUAGCAUUGUUGUCAGUGUUUGUAUUUCAAGAGAAAGCUAACGAGAUGCCAAAAUUGACGGAAGAACUUUCUGGACCACUUCGGCAAAUGCAGGAAUCUGCUCGUAGAAUUGCCAAAGUGAGUUCUGAAGCCAAACUUGAAGUUGAUGAAGAAGACUACAUAGAAUCGUUUUGUCCUCAUCUAAUGGAUGUGUGCUAUGCCUGGGCCAAUGGUGCCUCGUUUUUACAGAUUUGUCAAAUGACAGACGUAUAUGAAGGCAGUAUUAUUCGAUGUAUGCGGCGAUUGGAAGAACUCCUUCGUGAGAUGUGUCAGGCUGCCAAGGCAAUCGGUAAUACAGACCUUGAGAACAAGUUUGCCGAAGGCAUCACAAAAAUCAAGAGAGACAUAGUAUUCGCAGCAAGUCUAUACUUAUAAUCUGGGAAGAAGCCGUCUAUUGAUUAAUAAUGUGAAUAAAGCAAUCAUUCCAUUAGCCUGACACGUGCUUUCUACAAACUUUGUUACCUUCAUAUACAGUUAUAAUGUAUUCAUUAUGUUUUGCUUUUGGGAUAAGUUUGGAUGACUUGAACAUGCAUCAUGCUAAAAUAAAAACACCAUGUGUGAUUGCUAGGUAUGCAUUAUCUGUAUUUGUGUUUAAUAUUCAUAUUUAAAUGCUGGAUUAAGUUUUAUUGCCACCUAAAAUAUUGUUUUUGUCUUGUUCAAAAUUUACAAAUUUAAAGCAUGUGCUCCCUCUAGUGGUGAAAAUUGUCUCUGAUUUGAAUCGGGACAAUGUUCACAGGGUUGAUUUGUUUAGAUUUGUGUUCAUCUACCAACAAAAAUAGUUUUUCAUUCAAUAUUUAAAACAACAACAUCGUAACCAGAGUUGUCUUUCUGACAUUGUCAUA